Solanum verrucosum is the source of this 1935-nucleotide messenger RNA. RefSeq names its product probable zinc metalloprotease EGY1, chloroplastic. Gene Ontology annotation, biological process: proteolysis. The record is from RefSeq and is a predicted model, not a curated record. NCBI's taxonomy places the organism in Eukaryota, Viridiplantae, Streptophyta, Magnoliopsida, Solanales, Solanaceae. Bases 104 to 1741 code for a protein of 545 amino acids. The transcript is spliced from 10 exons.
AAACCUCAAAAUCAGCCAAACAGCCCCUCUGAACUUCGUCUUCUCCAUAAACACAAUUUCCCAAUUCACCAUUAGAAGGAAAAAAGCACCAAUAAAUUCAACAAUGGGAACGUUAACGAGCUGUAGUUUCAGUACAAUGAACUUACGGUUUCGUAUGAAUCCUCCGAUUAGUUGUAAUUUCAGUCGGAGAAUCCAAAUGAAGAGAAUGUCAAAACGGAGUUUCGGUAGAUUGAUUAUUAGUUGUAGUAGUAGUGGUGGUGGUGGUGGUGGAAGUAGUAGUAAUGAUAAUGGAAGUAGUAAUGAUGGGAAGCUGGAAAAGGAUUCUUCUAAUUUAGCUACUGUAACUGAAGAGACGGCGGAAGAAAGGAACGGAGGUGGUGAGGCAAGUGAUUCGGAGGAUUCUUCGGUGUCAAUUUCAUCCAGGCCAACAAUAUCCACUGUUGGAUCAACUUAUAACAAUUUCCAAGUAGAUUCUUUUAAGUUGAUGGAACUUCUUGGACCCGAAAAGGUUGAUCCCAGUGAUGUGAAGAUCAUUAAGGAGAAGUUAUUUGGCUACUCUACUUUUUGGGUGACUAAAGAAGAACCAUUUGGAGAUUUUGGAGAGGGCAUUCUUUUCCUUGGGAAUCUUAGAGGAAAGAGCGAGGAUGUUUUCGCCAAACUUCAGAGUCAGUUAUCAGAAGUUAUGGGUGAUAAGUACAACCUAUUCAUGGUGGAGGAACCUAAUUCAGAGGGGCCAGACCCACGUGGUGGGCCCAGAGUCAGCUUUGGUAUGCUGCGUAAAGAAGUUUCUGAACCAGGUCCAACAUCUCUCUGGCAAUAUGUUAUUGCUUUUCUGUUGUUCCUUCUCACUAUUGGUUCCUCUGUGGAGCUAGGAAUUGCGUCUCAGAUAACUCGCCUUCCUCCUGAGGUAGUUAAGUACUUUACGGACCCAAAUGCAAUUGAACCACCAGAUAUGCAGCUCUUGGUACCAUUUGUGGAUUCUGCUUUACCACUGGCAUAUGGUGUGUUGGGUGUCCAGUUAUUUCAUGAAAUCGGGCAUUUUCUGGCUGCAUUUCCAAGGAAUGUGAAACUAAGCAUUCCUUACUUCAUUCCAAACAUCACUCUUGGAAGCUUUGGAGCAAUAACUCAGUUCAAAUCCAUUCUUCCUGAUCGCAAAGCAAAGGUUGACAUUUCUCUUGCGGGUCCUUUUGCUGGUGCUGCAUUGUCUUCUUCCAUGUUUGCAGUUGGCCUGUUACUGUCAUCCAAUCCUGCUGCUGCGGCAGAGUUGAUUCAGGUUCCUAGCACACUUUUUCAGGGCUCUUUGCUUCUUGGGCUUAUUAGCAGAGCCACUCUUGGUUAUGGAGCAAUGCAUGGAGCAAUGGUUUCAAUCCACCCCCUUGUGAUUGCUGGCUGGUGUGGCUUGACUACGUCAGCUUUUAAUAUGCUACCAGUUGGAUGUCUUGAUGGUGGGAGAGCUGUGCAGGGAGCCUUCGGAAAAGGUUCACUGGUUGGUUUUGGGUUGGCAACAUACUCACUCCUGGGCUUGGGUGUGCUUGGUGGACCUCUGUCACUUCCUUGGGGAUUAUAUGUGCUUAUAUGUCAGAGGUCACCAGAGAAACCAUGCUUGAACGAUGUAACAGAGGUCGGAACUUGGAGGAAAGCAGCUCUUGGUGUGGCUAUAUUCCUGGUAUUACUGACUCUCCUUCCUGUAUGGGAUGAACUUGCAGAGGAACUUGGUAUAGGUCUUGUAACCACCUUUUGAUUUUUAGAGAGUGGAACCUUGCCAAUUUUUUAUGUCGCCGCGAUCUCUAGGAAGUAUUUAUAUUGAUCUUUGAUGUACUUAGUGUACUAUUUAUACAUGUAUAUAGAUCACUAUAGUGAGUUUUUUUUGGCUGGAAACACCAUUUUUUAUCUGCAUUUUUGUUCUUAUUUUUAAUGAAAUCUAAUUCCAUUGUC